Messenger RNA from Didymodactylos carnosus, 1239 nucleotides. NCBI's taxonomy places the organism in Eukaryota, Metazoa, Rotifera, Eurotatoria, Philodinida, Philodinidae. The record is from the annotation of a GenBank genome assembly.
AUGAUGUCCACUACUUUAGAGCGAACAAAAACGCCUAAUCCAUUUAAACAAAUUGAUGCAAGUUUAUUUCUGAAUGAAGCAACGAGAAUGAAAUUAAAACGUUUAUUUAAUCAAUUAGAUACGGACAAGGACGGACAUUUAACUUAUCCACAAGUGAAGAAAUGUUUACCGGCUAAUAUGGAACGAGCACAAGAGACAUUUUUUAAAGUGAAAAUUAUAACGAGAUAUAAUUUUAGUCCAAUGUUGUGGCAGCUUCUUGACGAUAUUGACUUUAAUCAUUAUCGUGAAGACAUGUUAGAAUAUAUUAUUGAAUUUGAUGCAUGUGAAAGACAAAGUGUUUACAAUCUGACACAAAUAAUUUCAUUUGAAGGUCUUAUAUCAAUUAUAUCAUCUCGUACAAAUAAUUCAAAUUGGUUUCAUAUAAAACGUGUCUAUGAUGAAUUUCUACGUUUUAUUCCACGUUCAUCAUCUAAUUCUAACGCACUACUAACACAUAUUUCUCGUCUUGAUUACAUUUCAUAUAUACCAUUAUUUUUAUAUGUCGAAUCGCUUAGUUCAUCAUAUGAAAAACGUCAGCAAAGAGAUGAUGAAACGACGAUAGAAGCACGAAAAAAUGUUCAAGGAACACUAUCAGCAAAUAAUAUUAGAAAUGACGCAUUCACAUUAUCCGUCUCUGAUGAGGAUAAAUUGAAAGACAAAAAAUCGAAUUUGCCUCAUCCUCAAACAACAACAACAAAAACAGCAAUAGUUAAAAAUCCUCAAAAAACUCAACAACAAUUGAUAAAAAAUGAACAAUAUACACAACAAGAACAAUCUUAUAAAUUAAUACCACAGCGAAUAUCUCGUCCACCUGUUUUAACAUUUGAUGAAGUGCCUCAUUUUCUUCAAAAUAAAGAAGAUGUAUUUCAACGAGGACGCAUAAAUCAAUUUAUUCCGAGAUCAAUAAAUAUCCGUCGUACAACACCGCCAAGUAUUCUACGAUCGACCGCCGAUAUUCAACCACCAACACAUUAUACAAUAUUAAAUUCAAUUAAAAUGGAUCGAGACACAUCGAUUAUGUUAACACCAGUGCAUGGAUCUGUUAUUAAUAGUCAAUUUGUUGAAGAUAAUUCAGCGACAAAUGCAUCAUUAAGUCUUUCAAUUUUAGAUUCUAUACCAAAAUACUGCAUUUAUGUUGCUAUUGUGGUUUUUAUUAUCACUUGUGUCAUUAUUAGUAUGGUAGCUAUUAUUAAAAAGUAA